CAUGAGUUGGAUGUUCCAUUAUCCUGGCUCAGCCUGUGACACCUACAGUGGUACAACAGUGGGGGUUCAAGAUUGAAUUCUUCAUCACGCACUUGUGGCAUUUUUGACUAUAUGGCUAUAUUCCAACAAGCCCAUGGGCCCUCGCGGCCACGGGAACAGCAGUACAAAAGCAGCAGCACGGGACAUACAACAUGCGGAAUAACAUAUCAGGACAAGUGUAGAAAAGCGACAGUGUACAUAGCGAUUACCAUUACGGUGGCUUACCCGGCCGCCCCGCAGGACCUGCCGCCACUCGGCCUACAGGGCUGACAGAUGCGUGUAUGAACAACAAUAAUAAUAAUAAUAAUGGCUAUAUUCAACAUGCCUCGUACACCUGGAGCCAAGGAGCUUGACCCUACUGUACGGGCAAGGAUCUGUGAACUUCAUGAUAUUGGCUGGGGCGACAAACGCAUCUAUAAAAGAUAUCCGUCCAUCUCAAUAUCUACAAUACGCAAUACUAUCAAGUUGGAGUCCUCUCGUUCUGAUCAACGCUCUCUUACUCGAUCUGGUGGACCUAAAAAGCUCUCUUCACUUCAAGAAAAUGGACUUCUAAAGAAGACAGAAGAAAACGAACAUAUAAAGAUGCAUGAACCCCAAGAUGCUGUUGAUAAUAGUGUAUCAAAGAGCACUAUUCUCACUGCGGAUGGCUGGUAUACAAAGUAUUAAGAUAUUU
Messenger RNA from Aspergillus glaucus CBS 516.65, 712 nucleotides. RefSeq lists its product as uncharacterized. The record is from RefSeq and is a predicted model, not a curated record. NCBI's taxonomy places the organism in Eukaryota, Fungi, Ascomycota, Eurotiomycetes, Eurotiales, Aspergillaceae. The transcript has 2 exons. Bases 346 to 705 code for a protein of 119 amino acids.